Molecule: messenger RNA, 768 nt
Organism: Arabis nemorensis
Lineage: Eukaryota; Viridiplantae; Streptophyta; Magnoliopsida; Brassicales; Brassicaceae
Source: the annotation of a GenBank genome assembly
AUGGAUUGGGAUAACGUAGCUGCUGAGGAUGUGAUCGAGGCGUUAAGAGAAGUUGAAUGGUCGAGUCCUCCUCGUUCGUUCGGCGAGUUCUUCUCUAGAUUCGCAUUCCCUCGCUCUUUCUCUAAAUGGAAAAGCCGUCUCAAAUGCAAUCUCUACUACUAUAGAACGAAUUACUUUAUCCUUGUGAUUUUCGUUCUGGGUAUUGCGCUGAUUACAAGACCAUUGGCUAUUGUUGGUGCUGCUCUUACAGCCUUAAGCAUAGCUUUCCUUAACGACAGUUUUGCAGCUAGUUUUAAUGAAAAGUUUAUAAGGAUUAUUAGGCAAUUCUCCCCACACUUGGCUGCAAAAAUGAGGCCUCCCCACAUGCCUGUCAUCCGUGCGAGAUCAGCAAGAAGAAAGACAGUAUAUGUUUGUGGGAAACCACGAUGGGUAUUCGUGGUUAUUUUCCUAACAGCCAGUCUUGUCAUGUGGUUUUCUUCCUGCGGUUUGUUGUGGGUUCUCUAUGCACUUCUCACUUCCCUCGUUGUAAUUGUUCUUCACGCAAGCGUGAGAACUCCAAACCUCAAGGCGCGCUUGAACACAUUCCGUGAAGAAUUCCGGGCUGUCUGGCAUGAUGGCAGAUACGGCUCAAACGUCAAGGUUAAGAUGGUUAUUGGCUGUUCAUUCGCAGACAGAAUAGAUUCGCUUGAAAUGCUGGAGAUACUUGACCAAGUUACUUCUAAUUGGUGUAGUGAUGCUCAUACGUUUGACACUGUGUUAGUGAUUUGA